CACGCUAGUCUGUGCGCGCUCCUGUUUUCUGGCUCCCCGCUCGCUCACCGGGGGCUGAAGGAGGAGACGCCAAACAGGAGGAAAAAAAUUCCACACUGGGGGGAGAAUCGCAGGAGCAGAUAAGGCCCCCGUUUUCGUUAAGAUUCAUUUCGGUUUUUAUUUCAAGAAGAAGCACCGCCCCCGAAAUUAUGAAAUGGCAUUGUUAGUGUGAAAAUAUUAUUUCACCAGAUAUUUUAAAGACAAAGACGUGUUUUUCCCCCCCAAAAAAAAUUAAAAAAAAUAUUUUUCUCCCCGGCGCUGGGUGUCGUGUGGAUAUUUUUGAAUUUUCUGGGGGUGCCCCUCGUUGCCAGGGCGGUCCUCAGGCUCGGUUCCGCAGGCUCGGCGAGACGGUACCGAUGUCGCGACGGCCCGAUUCGUCCCGCUGCUCCCGGGACCGGCUCUGCUGAAGCGGGGCGGAGGAGGGUGUAUGAGCAGCCCGCGGAGGGCGAGACACGCAUCGCCGCGGAUUUUCCUCCACGCAGCGCUGGGUCGCGCCAGCCCGCCGCGCCGGCCGAGGGUCCCCGACCGGAUCUAAUAGGAAGGCGGACGACGGGGCCUCUCCGUCCUCCCACUCCGCCCGCUCCCUCGCCCUCCCCGGCCCGCACGGCGCCCUCGGCGGGGUGAGGUCCGAGUGUGCUCGGCCAGCGGGCAGUGCGUGAGACCGAGGCCCCCUCCCCCACGGUCCGAGCCCCCGGCAGCCCGCUCGGCGCUGCAGCCCCUGUUCCGGCCGGACUGCCAGGCGAGGUUGGAGCGAGGAGAGGAGGAGGAGGAGGAAGAGGAAGAGGACCCCGACCCCGAGUGCUCGCAAAGCCCCGAAUUCUGCCGGCGUGCCAGAGCCCCUGGAAGCAGGGCUUGAGAGGAACGGCAGGGGCAUGACUUUGGAGUCCAUGAUGGCCUGUUGCCUGAGCGAGGAGGCGAAGGAGUCGAAACGAAUCAACGCCGAGAUCGACAAGCAGCUCCGGAGGGACAAGCGAGACGCCCGGCGAGAGCUGAAGCUGCUGCUGCUAGGCACAGGCGAGAGCGGGAAGAGCACGUUCAUCAAGCAGAUGCGGAUCAUCCACGGCACUGGAUACACGGACGAGGACAAGCGCGGCUUCACCAAGCUGGUGUACCAGAACAUCUUCACGGCCAUGCAGUCCAUGAUCCGGGCCAUGGAGACCCUCAAGAUCCAGUACAAGUACGAGCAGAACAAGUCCAACGCCCUGCUGGUGCGUGAGGUGGACGUGGAGAAGGUCUCGUCCUUCGAGCAGCCCUACAUCAACGCAAUAAAGAUGCUGUGGACAGACCCAGGGAUCCAGGAGUGCUACGACCGGAGGAGAGAGUACCAGCUGUCCGACUCCACCAAAUAUUACCUUAGUGAUAUAGAGCGCAUAGCGUCGCCGGGUUACGUACCCACCCAGCAGGACGUGCUGCGGGUUCGAGUGCCCACCACAGGAAUCAUUGAGUACCCCUUUGAUCUGGAGAAUAUUAUCUUCAGGAUGGUGGACGUGGGCGGCCAGCGGUCAGAGCGCAGGAAGUGGAUCCACUGCUUCGAGAACGUGACGUCCAUCAUGUUCCUGGUGGCGCUGAGCGAGUACGACCAGGUCCUGGUGGAGUCCGACAACGAGAACCGGAUGGAGGAGAGCAAGGCCCUGUUCCGAACCAUCAUCACCUACCCCUGGUUCCAGAACUCCUCCGUCAUCCUCUUCCUCAACAAGAAGGACCUGCUGGAGGAGAAGAUCAUGUACUCCCACCUGGUGGACUACUUCCCGGAGUUCGAUGGCCCACAGCGGGACGCCCAGGCCGCGCGCGAGUUCAUCCUCAAGAUGUUCGUGGACCUGAACCCGGACAGCGACAAGAUCAUCUACUCUCACUUCACCUGCGCCACCGACACAGAGAACAUCCGCUUCGUCUUCGCCGCCGUGAAGGACACCAUCCUGCAGCUCAACCUGAAGGAGUACAACCUGGUGUGAGCCGGCGCCUCGCGCGCGCGCGCACACCCACGCACACACACACGCGCACACACACACUCUCGCCCCACAGCCGCCCCCAGAGGAGCAGGGUCAGCAGAGAGAGCAACACUAAACACACACAGAGCUGGGAGACAGGGCGAAUCAAUCAGAUCUCUAUAUAUAUAUUGCUGAGAAUAUUUUAAACAUUUUUAAUAAUUAUUACUAUUGCUACUACAACUAUUAGUACUAUGAAAGAAAUGAUUAAAUAAAAAAUAACAGGAAAACACACACAGAGGGAGGAGAGGACCUGAUUUUUAUUUUUUUUCUGUUCUUUCGUGAAAACCGGCGAAUCGUUCUGGGUCUCGUUGGGGGGAGGGUGCCCCCUUGUGCCCAAUCCGGGCACACCCCGCGCCACCUCGCUCGCCGCGGCGUUUUCCAAACUGGCCGCGUUUCUGUCCAGAGCGGCGCCGGACGCCCGGAUCCUCCACCGCGUCCCGCGCCGGUCUCUCUCUCGGUUCCUCCCGCCGCCCGCGGUUUCCAUUCCUCCCUUUCCUCCUCCAUUCCCCAUCGUGUCACCGCUGUGAUCCCGUUCAGAAAUGAUUGCGGUUUAAAUACGAUUUGAUUUUGCUGUACUUACCGUUUGCGGAUUACGGUAGCGCAAGGGGAGGGAGCGGAGGCGGGCCGAGAGGAUGUUGAUGGCGUUCAUUCCGAGACGCUCCGCCGGGUUUGUAAUUUUGGCAAAGGGCUGCUGUCCGGUGAGCGCCGGGACCGGUUUGUUCUCCUCGUGCUUCUCCAGCUGUUCUGUCAGCAUGGUGUCAGACAACUAAUGGUGAUUUUAAGAGAAAGUAAAUAGUUUUAUUUAUCUAAUUUAUGGACCAGACUUUUAGGUGUCGUUGUUGAUGAUUUGAUGUGAAACGAAGCCUGGCUUCUCUCCCCAGUGAGACUGGGGGGCGGUGGGGGCGAUCUCGGUUCCCAGCCAGGGGACCUGCUCUUUCCCGCCCCCUCCAGCUUUCCAGGGGUUUCUGUCUCCAGGUGCCCGCCGGGCCUCCACUGCUCCCCGCCCUGUGGAGAAUCGGUUUUAGAAGCUGCGCUUCAGUGCGAGAGCAGGGUGCCC
Molecule: messenger RNA, 3084 nt
Organism: Lepisosteus oculatus (spotted gar)
Lineage: Eukaryota; Metazoa; Chordata; Actinopteri; Semionotiformes; Lepisosteidae
Product: guanine nucleotide-binding protein subunit alpha-11
Biological process (GO): adenylate cyclase-modulating G protein-coupled receptor signaling pathway; action potential; phospholipase C-activating dopamine receptor signaling pathway
Cellular component (GO): heterotrimeric G-protein complex
Molecular function (GO): GTPase activity; guanyl nucleotide binding; G protein-coupled receptor binding
Source: RefSeq, a predicted model, not a curated record